AUGUCACAGGAAGAUACCAUCAAAUUAUACUGGUUACCUUAUUCAAGAGCUCAAAGAAUAGUUUGGUUAUUAGAAGAAUUAAAUCUAAAUUAUGAAUUAAUUAAACAUAAAAGAGUUCAAAAAGUAAGAGCUCCAAAAAAAUUUGAAAAUUAUCAUCCUUUAGGUAAAACACCGAUUCUUGAAAUUAUAAAACCAGAUGGUGAAAAAAUAACAUUAGCUGAAUCGGGUUGGAUAACUCAAUAUUUAAUUGAAAAUUAUGAUAAAGAUGGAAAAUUAAAACCAAAUAAUGUUAAUGACAAUAAUAAAAUUAAUUAUUUCAUUCAUUAUUCUGAAGGAACAAUCCAACCUAUGCUUGUUGGAUUAUUAGUAAAUCAUAUUGCUGAAUCAAGUGUACCAUUCCCGGUAAAUUAUUUAGUUAAAAAAAUAACCUCAGCUAUAAAUAAUGGGUAUUAUGGUUCAGAACUAACCAAGAAUUUAAAAUAUUUGAACGAUAUUAUAGUUGAACAAAAGAAGAAAGGAUCAGAUUUUAUUGUUGGAGAUAAAUUAUCGGGUGCUGAUAUUAUGUUAUCUUUCCCAUUUCAAGCUACUUUUACCAGAGAUGAUAUGAAAAACGAAUCAUCUUUCAAAAAAGAUUUUCCUGAUGUAUUUGAUUAUUAUUUAAAUUUAACUAAGCUUGAAGGUUGGAAAAAAGCAGCUGCAAGAGUCAAAGAUUAUGAAAAUGUUAUAAUCGAUGGAAAGUUGUAA
Molecule: messenger RNA, 744 nt
Organism: Lodderomyces pseudojiufengensis
Lineage: Eukaryota; Fungi; Ascomycota; Pichiomycetes; Serinales; Debaryomycetaceae
Product: glutathione S-transferase
Exons: 1
Coding region: 1-744 (247 amino acids)
Source: RefSeq, a predicted model, not a curated record